CAAUAUAUAUAUAUAUAAAAGAUAGCAAGAGAUUCAGAUCCAGGAAGAGUAGCUAGCUAGCACUCUCGUUAUCAGCAACUUCUUACUCCUAAGCACAAAACACAUUGCCGUUUCCAUUAACCAUCGUCGACUACCGGAGUAUUAACCAAUGUUUUGUAGUCUUCUAAUCAUUCUACUGGUUAUUACUUCACAUGAUGUUACGGCAUCACAAUCUGUCCUCGUCAAGAGCCUACCAGGCUUUCCUGGAGAUCUGCCUUUCAAACUUGAAACCGGAUAUGUGAGCGUGGGCGAUUUUGACGAGGUUCAACUCUUCUAUUAUUUCAUUGAGUCUGAAAGAAACCCAAAAGACGACCCUCUCUUGCUUUGGCUUACUGGAGGUCCUGGUUGUUCAGCAUUUUCUGGACUCGUAUAUGAAAUAGGUCCGUUAUCAUUUGACCCUGGAAAAUCCACUGGAAACUUACCAAAUUUGAAAUUGAACCCCUACUCAUGGACAAAGGUUGCUAGCAUAAUAUUUUUAGAUGCACCAGUGGGUACGGGAUUCUCAUAUGCAAGUACUGCAGAAGGAUACAACAUUACUGAUACCUUGUCAGCCAAAGAAACUUUUACUUUUUUAUGCAAGUGGCUAAUGUCUCGCCCCAAGUUCCUCCAAAAUCCUCUGUAUAUUGGUGGUGAUUCUUAUUCAGGCAUACAAGUUCCAAUCAUCGUUCAGAUCAUAUCUGAUUAUAAUGACGAUGAACGUGGCCCACCAAUGAAUCUCAAAGGAUAUUUGCUUGGAAACCCAGUCACAGAUAUACAUAAAGAUAAGAAUACAAGAAUCCCCUUCGCUCAUCUCAAAUCGCUUUUAUCGGACGAGCUUUAUGAGGCAACUAAAAUACAUUGCAAAGAGGAGUACCUACAUGUAGAUCCAAAUAAUGCAUUGUGUAUAAACGAUCUUCAGGUUGUAAAUGAGUGCCUUCAAAAUAUAAAUCUAGCACAAAUUUUGGAACCAUCAUGUAGUGUUGAAAUAUGGAAAUCAAGGCAGAAUCCGACCGCCGUUGCCAUGGAUUCCGAUGACUUGCUUCCUUGGCCUCAUCGUUAUCCGGAACCCUGGUGUCGCAGUUACAUCUAUCUCUCCUCUUAUAUUUGGGCAAAUGAUAAAACUGUUCAAAAUGCUCUUCAUGUCCGGGAGGGAACCAUAAAGGAGUGGGUGAGAUGCAAUAAAAGCUUAUCAUAUGUGUAUGAUGUCCCAUCUAGUCUCAUUUAUCAUAGAAACCUCGUCAAGAAAGGUUAUAGAGUUCUGAUUUACAGCGGUGACCACGACAUGGUAAUUCCAUAUUUGGGAACUCAUGCAUGGAUAGAAGCCUUGAACUUGACUCUGGUCGAUGAUUGGCAACCAUGGUUUGUUAAUGGACAAGUUGCAGGUUACUCGACAGGGUAUAAGUACAAAAAGUGUCAAUUAACAUUUGCAACAGUAAAGGGUGGAGGACACACUGCUCCAGAGUAUAAGCCAGAAGAAUGCCUUGCUAUGAUAUAUAGGUGGCUUGCCUUUUACCCUCUUUAAUUAAUUACUAUUUUUAGUCAAUAUAUGUUAAAUAAAGCACCCUCUAAAGAUUGCAUUACGAACCAAUAUCGAUUGGGCAAUUCCCAACUUGUUGCACUAAACUUCCAUAUAUAGCUCUUUGAGUUGGUUGCAAAAAAACUUAUAAAAAAACUAACUCAAAAAUAAGAGCAAUAUAAUAUAAGCAAUUAAUUAUUAAUUUAUUA
Molecule: messenger RNA, 1743 nt
Organism: Ziziphus jujuba (common jujube)
Lineage: Eukaryota; Viridiplantae; Streptophyta; Magnoliopsida; Rosales; Rhamnaceae
Product: serine carboxypeptidase-like 1
Exons: 14
Coding region: 149-1540 (463 amino acids)
Biological process (GO): proteolysis; secondary metabolic process
Molecular function (GO): serine-type carboxypeptidase activity; acyltransferase activity, transferring groups other than amino-acyl groups
Source: RefSeq, a predicted model, not a curated record